AAUGCUUCUACUGGGCAGUGAGAAGAAGUCAUGUUUUUCACCUGCUACCAUGCAGAGCAGCUCUGUGACAAUCACUGCGUAGGAUCAAUAUGGAGGUAAUACCAAGUAGCUCUUUUGUUGGGAGUCUGUCAAUCUGACAUAGCAAACCACCUUCACUGAUGGCCUGUGUGGAGAGAAAUAACAAAAUCAUGUUCGAUUUGGUGCGACAGCCAGGCAACACCUUUUGUGCUGACUGUGGAGUUCCUGAUCCUGACUGGGCCUCAUACACUCUUGGUAUCUUUGUGUGCCUGAACUGCUCGGGGAUUCAUCGUAAUUUGCCUGCUGUCAGCAGAAUGAAAUCCAUACGUCUGGAUCACUGGGACGAUUCACUAGUAGAGUUCAUGCAGGAAAGAGGAAAUACUGUAGCCAAAGCCAUAUUUGAGAAGUGUGUCCCUGCCUUCUUCUACCAGCCGCUACAGAAAGACUGCAUGGUUCUCAAGGAUCAAUGGAUCCGUGCAAAGUAUGAAAGAAGAGAAUUCACAGGAGAAAACGAGUUAUUUAAGCAAGCUUAUUGCUCAGAACUGUUUGAGUCAACUCUAUGGAAAAAGGGCAAAGACAACAAGCAGUUUUUAAAGAGGAUCUUCCAGCUGUCCCAGAAAGACUUCACCCUUCGAUACUUUAUUAAAGAGGAUUCCAAGCUACCCAAAGUUAUCAUCUCCAUGAAGGACCUGAAUGCAGUUUUUCAGCCAGAGAAGAUUGGUCACAAUCACGGUCUGCAGAUAUCCUACGUGCAUGGGGAACGCACCAGGAAUCUGUUUGUUUAUCACGAGAAAGGACAGGUGAUUGUGUCCUUGUUCAACGCUAUUCGGGCAACACGCUUGGCCUACCUGCAGAGGAAACACCCCACUCUUCGAGAUAAUGAUUUAAUACCCCAGUUAACAAGAUAUUGCCUGAAGGAGGGGUACAUGGAGAAAACUGGGCCGACGCAUCGGGAGCCAUUCAAGAAGAGGUGGUUCACACUGUGCUCCAUGAACAGGAAACUUCUGUAUUCUAAAAAUCCCCUAGAUGCAACAGAGCUGGGUGCUGUCUUCAUCGGCACGGAGAGCCACAGCUACUCUGCUUCAGAGAGCAUCGGGCGGAGUUCGAGGGGCGGCCGGUGGAACUGUGGCAUCAUGUUGCAAACUCCGGACAGGCAGUAUGUGUUUAUGUGUGAGCAGCAUCAGGAGCAGAAGGAGUGGCUGGAGGCCUUCAGAAAGAUCAUCUCCCAACCCAUGACCCCAGAGGACUACGCUAAUGAAGCCAACAUGAGGAGAGGAAAAUGACUUGAUCAGCUCUACUUGCUGGUUUGCAUGAGUUUAGGAUCCUUAAUUACUGUAUUGGGACCUA
Molecule: messenger RNA, 1365 nt
Organism: Notothenia coriiceps (black rockcod)
Lineage: Eukaryota; Metazoa; Chordata; Actinopteri; Perciformes; Nototheniidae
Product: arf-GAP with dual PH domain-containing protein 2
Exons: 11
Coding region: 159-1301 (380 amino acids)
Biological process (GO): heart development; positive regulation of GTPase activity
Cellular component (GO): cytoplasm; plasma membrane; intracellular membrane-bounded organelle
Molecular function (GO): phosphatidylinositol-3,4,5-trisphosphate binding; GTPase activator activity; phosphatidylinositol bisphosphate binding
Source: RefSeq, a predicted model, not a curated record